GUAUGAGUAGUACCUUCCAUACUAAAUAGCUCUCAUGCCUGUGCCAGUACCUACCGCUUGCUGUUGUUCGCUAGAUAAGCCAGGUGCGACUGAUCGGACAGGGCACGUGGAAUCUGUGCGUCGUUCCUUCCCCGAGUGCGAGAAUCAGACUGCUCAACAAUGUCGGGGAGCGACCUGAGGUACUCUGCUCGCGACCAUCGGUAGGAAUCUGACGCCUUGGAAAACACUCGACACCUUUGGGGCAUUAAGCAUAUCUGAUUCUCGUUCCUAGGCCCGCUCGCCCCCAGUGGUCGCUGUUCAGUAUGCCAACCAAACGCAAGUCGACCGACGACGAUGAGCCCAGUCAAAGCUACGAUCCCCAGCCCGCAAGCAAGAAACCACGUACCGCUCCCAGGAGACAAGCCAAAGGCAAAGACAAGGCAACCUGCGAAGGCGACAAUGGACGCUCCACCACGGCCAAACGAUCUAUCCACCCGCCAAAGCCCAACGGCAAGAAUUAUGGUGAGGAGGCAAAAAGGUACUUGCAAAGCCGCUCUGAUGAGCUCUGCGUCUUCAUCGGGAAGAAGCAUGAGGAGAAAAGAUCAAAUCCCAACAUCGGAAAGGCACUGCGCGUGAGUCUCCCGGCGGACAUUGCGCCCGUCAUGGCCCAUGGUUACGCUGCCAAGCAGUCCGAAGACGAUGGCCGCAACCUGACCGCGGAGCUGUCUGCCACACUGAUGAAAGAGAUGGGCCGUACAAUCAAGCUCUAUGCAGAGGACGCUGGCAAUUCAUCGGGGGUAUCCAAACCAGAAUGGAUGCGCUGGCAGACGGACUGUCGAGACCUCCAUAGCUUCAACAAGAACGCCAUGACCAUGGCGGAACAGCUGGUUCACAGCAUGAUCGUUCCUGGUGGUAAGGCUGGUGUUCCAAAGCUCCCCGAGAAAGCGGACGAGGUCGAAGCAGUGGCAUGGGAGUUGUACGACGCGGUGAGACCAACUUCCACGGAGACUACGUGGGGAAGGAUGGCGCAGGGCAUGCUGAAGGCUUUUGCUGGGGUGCUGAAGACGAAGGAGUAGCCGUUUUCUUGGGCUUGUCAAGUACUACGGCGGGAAUUUGCCUUUGGCACUGAAGCCCAGUGGUUGAGUGACUUGGACGGGCAUUUUCACACAAAGGUACUCAACGAUGUAAUUACA
This is a messenger RNA of Emericellopsis atlantica, 1172 nucleotides long. RefSeq lists its product as uncharacterized. The coding region runs from base 303 to 1055 and encodes 250 amino acids. The record is from RefSeq and is a predicted model, not a curated record. NCBI's taxonomy places the organism in Eukaryota, Fungi, Ascomycota, Sordariomycetes, Hypocreales, Bionectriaceae. The transcript has 4 exons.